This is a messenger RNA of Phacochoerus africanus (Common warthog), 2295 nucleotides long. RefSeq names its product homeobox C13 (gene HOXC13). The transcript is spliced from 2 exons. Gene Ontology annotation, biological process: regulation of transcription by RNA polymerase II. Lineage: Eukaryota; Metazoa; Chordata; Mammalia; Artiodactyla; Suidae. The record is from RefSeq and is a predicted model, not a curated record. Bases 1 to 972 code for a protein of 323 amino acids. Gene Ontology annotation, molecular function: DNA-binding transcription factor activity, RNA polymerase II-specific; RNA polymerase II cis-regulatory region sequence-specific DNA binding.
AUGACGACUUCGCUGCUGCUGCAUCCGCGCUGGCCGGAGAGCCUUAUGUACGUCUAUGAGGACAGCGCGGCGGAGAGCGGCAGCGGCGGCGGCGCGGGCGGAGCGGGGGGCGGCUGCAGCGGAGCGAGCCCCGGCAAAGCCCCGAGCAUGGACGGGCUGGGCAGCAGCUGCCCAGCCAGCCACUGCCGCGACCUACUUCCGCACCCGGUGCUGGGCCGCCCGCCGGCUCCCCUGGGCGCCCCUCAGGGCGCAGUCUACACGGACAUCCCGGCCCCGGAGGCGGCGCGCCAGUGUGCCCCGCCGCCGGCGCCCCCCACCUCGUCCAGCGCCACCCUGGGCUACGGCUACCCGUUCGGUGGCAGCUACUACGGCUGCCGCCUGUCGCACAACGUGAACCUGCAGCAAAAACCUUGCGCCUACCACCCGGGCGAUAAGUACCCCGAGCCGUCGGGCGCCCUGCCCGGUGACGACCUGUCCUCCAGGGCCAAGGAGUUCGCCUUCUAUCCCAGCUUCGCAAGCUCCUACCAGGCGAUGCCUGGCUACCUGGACGUGUCGGUGGUGCCUGGGAUCAGCGGGCACCCGGAGCCGCGUCACGACGCGCUCAUCCCCGUCGAAGGGUAUCAGCACUGGGCUCUCUCCAACGGCUGGGACAGUCAGGUGUACUGCUCCAAGGAGCAGUCGCAGUCCGCCCACCUCUGGAAGUCUCCCUUCCCAGACGUGGUCCCCCUACAGCCCGAGGUGAACAGCUACCGGCGCGGGCGCAAGAAACGCGUGCCCUACACCAAGGUGCAGCUGAAGGAGCUAGAGAAGGAGUAUGCGGCCAGCAAGUUCAUCACCAAAGAGAAGCGCCGGCGCAUCUCGGCCACCACGAACCUCUCGGAGCGCCAGGUCACCAUUUGGUUCCAGAACCGGCGGGUCAAAGAGAAGAAGGUGGUCAGCAAAUCGAAAGCGCCUCAUCUCCACUCGACCUGACUCACCCCUGGGCCGCCCGCCCCGUCUAUUUAUGUCGCCGAUUUGUAACAUAUCCAAACCCACCGAAGGACGCUCCUCGGGUGCAGACAAAUAUUUAAUAUUAACCAGAAAGAGGAACUGCUCCCGGAGGCUGAGAAUACCAGAGGGUGCGCUCUGUCGCCCUCUACUCCCCACCCCCCUCCUCAACCCCCCACCACCCCUGUGCACAUGGGACCUGCCGCCCUCAACUGCUUUGGAGGUGGGUCCGGGUGGACUGCGGGAGGCAGGCGGUGGCCUCCUCUCCCUCUGACCCUCAACCCCCUCCACACCCACCUGCCUUGCCAGAAAGCCCAGUGGCAGCGAAGAGCCUGAUUCCAGCCAAAGCAGAGUUGGGGAACGCUGAAGGACCCCAUUCUUGCCUCAUCCUUUACACAGGCAGGUACACGACCCUUCUGAGGGUGCGGCCAGGUGCAGGACCUGGCGAGCUCCUACUUUCCUCCCAGUCCCUCCUCUGCUCCCUGUCCCUGGCACUCCUUAGUUAGGCAAGAUUUCCCAGUUAAGAUUUUCUGUGCAUAUUUUAAAAGUCACAUUAAUAUGAAUGAUAAGUAUUAGGGAUCUGGCAUCGUGAUUGGAGUACAGACCGGACAGCGCUUAGGUUUUCUUUCUUUCCUAUCCGUUUCAACAAAAGCUGGAACUGGCCAAGGAGCUACCUACCCCUGCCCCCUCUCUCAACCAAGAGACUGAGUUUCUCUGGAGCCAGUGCUGGCCUCCUCCAGCAGUUGGUUCUGCUUCUCAGUCAACAUGCGGAAAUCCCGGGAAGACAGAAACUCCCACCACGCUGCUAAAUACGUCUUCUCUCUUUCUCUCUCUAUAGUGAGGCUGAGGAUCAGGCCAGGCACAGAAGCGGAGUGGUUUUGUUUUGUUUUGUUUUGUUUUUUGUUUUUCCUAGGGAAAGGAUGAGCUUCUCUUCCAAGGGGAUGGAGAGCGGGUCCCCCAGCAGAUUCCCUCUCCAGCCGCUUCUCCAUCCAGGCAGCAGCUGAGAAGGCCUCACACUUUCACUUUUACUCAUUGUCCAGAGGAAGGCAGUUUUCCUCCAGGAGGCCAAAAUAACUGGCUCCCAAGUAGCCAGCUAAUGUAGAUGCUGCCCAGCAUUUCCCUGCUCAAAGGCCAACUUGGUGCUGGGGAGUUGGGGUCACCUUCUCCUUUCCUGCUGGCGCAUUACAAAUCAGUGUUCUUUUGAAAGUCAUCAGAAAUAGGCUUUUUAAAAAAUAUUGUGUAUCUGUAUAUAGUAUUGUGAUGUCUGAAUGACAAUGUACUGAAUGCAAAAAGGAAAAAAAAAUAACA